Molecule: messenger RNA, 1652 nt
Organism: Erinaceus europaeus (western European hedgehog)
Lineage: Eukaryota; Metazoa; Chordata; Mammalia; Eulipotyphla; Erinaceidae
Gene: ZPBP
Product: zona pellucida binding protein
Exons: 8
Coding region: 38-1102 (354 amino acids)
Biological process (GO): binding of sperm to zona pellucida; acrosome assembly
Cellular component (GO): extracellular region; zona pellucida receptor complex; acrosomal vesicle
Source: RefSeq, a predicted model, not a curated record
UCGGCACUGACGGUCGGCUGGCAGUGGUGGUGUGUGAAUGGAGGCUUCGGCCCCCGGCCGGACGCGGCGGGGCAGGCGUGGGGGCUGGCGGCCGGCCCGGGUCAGGGGCGCCUCGCUCUUCUUGGCCGUGGUCGCCCUCCUGUUGUCGGCCUUCGUUGUGCAGGCGCCUCCAGCAGUUGAAACUUUGAAUCGAUUACCAAGAGGGUUUCACUUGGUCAAGGAUACAUUGAAAAUAGUGGGAUCACCAAAUUUCCCAGUGAACGUAUAUGUUAUGCUCCAUCAAAAGAGUCCACACUUGUUAUGUGUAACCCAGCGACUACGGAAUUCUGAACUGGUAGACCCAUCAUUCCAGUGGCAUGGACCAAAAGGAAGAGUUGUUUCAGAAAAUAACAGUGUGCAAGUAACCACCACAGGAAGCCUUGUAUUCCAGAACAUGGAUGAGAGUAUGAGUGGAGUUUAUACAUGUUUCCUUGAGUAUAAACCUACUGUGGAAGAAGCUGUAAAAAAUCUUGAACUAAAAUACGUUGUAUAUGCUUAUCGUGAGCCUCGUUUUUAUUAUCAGUUCACUGCUCGAUAUCAUGCAGCUCCCUGCAAUAGUAUUUAUAAUAUUUCUUUUGAGAAGAAACUUCUUCAGAUUUUGAGCAAAUUGGUUCUUGACCUUUCAUGUGAAGUUUCCUUACUUAAGUCUGAAUGUCACCAUGUUAAAAUGCAAAGAGCUGGUUUGCAGAAUGAAUUAUUCUUUACAUUUUCAGUUUCAUCUAUAGAUACUGAAAAAGGAUCCAAGCCAUGUUUAGACCAAAAUUGUGAAUCUACCAAAAGGCUAUCUAAGGCUAAGACUCUCAUAGAGAGAUUCUUUAAUCAGCAAGUUGAAGUUCUAGGCAGACGUCCUGAGCCAUUGCCUGAAAUAUACUAUAUUGAAGGUACUCUCCAAAUGGUUUGGAUUAAUCGCUGCUUUCCAGGUUAUGGAAUGAAUAUCUUGAAACAUCCAAAAUGUCCUGAGUGCUGCGUGAUCUGCAGCCCUGGAUCUUACAACCCCCGUGAUGGAAUUCACUGCCUUCAGUGCAAUGACAGCACGGUGUAUGGAGCAAAAGCAUGCUUCUAGGACACUAUUUUGAGUUCUUCGGUGGUUUAUUAAGCCCCCUAAAAGUACAGUUUUAAAAUAUGAGUAUAUAAUAAAUCAAUAUUAUGCCAAAAUUAAAUAUAUUUGAUUUAACCCCACAAAAAAGUGGUGUCAUCAUUUUAACUGAAGGACUGUAUGCCCACAUGCUUUAUGUAAUCUUUAACCAUUAGUGUCAAGUAUCCUAGUGAUUUCAUUGGGAUCGUGCUUUUUAUAAUAAUUUCAGGGUGCCAGAAGAUAGCCUGUGGUGUAUGACAUGCUACCUAGUUUGUACGGCCCACAUUCAAGACCCAGCACCAUGAGAAGAGUGCUACAGCACCAGUGCAAGCUGUGACACUGUGGCUUAUCUCACCCACUGUCUGUCUUCAUGUGAAUAAAAAUGCUGACUUGGGAGUCAUGAAAGUAUACAUUUGUGAAGCUCCUAUGAAGCAAAGAGAGAGAGAGGAGAGAGAGAGAGCGAGAGAGAGAGGAAGAAAAAAAUCAUUUCAAGUAUACUGAUUUAACCCAUAAAUUUUUCAGGGCUUAAAAAAAAAUC